GACAACACGACCGACCAGAGCACCAAGUGGUUCCCCUCCUUUCGGGAUCUCCUGUUUCAUGAUCACCGGCUUGAUGAGAAUGGAUGCUGUGAUCUCGAUUGAAGGAGGGAACGAGUGGCACCUGGACACAACGACGGAUAUUGAAGUGAAAGGAGAUUAA
Molecule: messenger RNA, 160 nt
Organism: Acaulospora morrowiae
Lineage: Eukaryota; Fungi; Glomeromycota; Glomeromycetes; Diversisporales; Acaulosporaceae
Source: the annotation of a GenBank genome assembly